AUGUCCGAAUUAACAAACUACAAGAGACUUGAGAAAGUCGGAGAAGGUACUUAUGGUGUUGUUUACAAAGCGGUUGAUUUGCGUCACCAGAAUCGAGUGGUAGCAAUGAAAAAGAUCAGAUUAGAAUCUGAAGACGAAGGUGUUCCCAGUACUGCGAUACGUGAGAUUUCAUUAUUGAAGGAACUGAAGGAUGACAACAUUGUCAGAUUAUAUGACAUCGUGCACUCGGACGCGCACAAGUUAUAUCUAGUGUUCGAAUUUUUGGAUCUUGAUUUGAAAAGAUACAUGGAAUCGAUCCCCAAGGACCAGCCAUUGGGAGGCAACAUUAUAAAGAAGUUUAUGAUGCAAUUGUGCAAGGGAAUUGCUUAUUGCCAUGCUCAUAGGAUCAUACAUCGUGAUUUGAAGCCGCAGAAUCUAUUGAUCAACAGAGAUGGGAACUUGAAGUUGGGAGAUUUCGGCCUUGCACGUGCAUUCGGUGUCCCCUUGAGAGCGUACACCCAUGAGAUCGUCACUUUAUGGUAUAGGGCACCAGAAGUGUUAUUAGGUGGGAAACAGUACAGUACAGGGGUCGAUGUAUGGUCCAUUGGCUGUAUAUUUGCCGAGAUGUGCAACAGGAAACCGUUAUUCAGCGGAGACAGUGAAAUUGAUCAGAUCUUCAAGAUAUUCCGAGUGUUAGGCACACCAAACGAGAGAACAUGGCCGGAUAUUAUUUAUCUACCGGAUUUCAAGACUACAUUCCCUAAAUGGAACCGUCGUAAUUUAUCCGAGGUAAUUCCAUCGCUAGAUGCAAACGGUAUCGAUCUCUUGGACAAAUUGAUCACCUACGAUCCAAUCCACCGCAUUAGCGCCAAAAGAGCAGUACAACACCCGUACUUCAAGGAGGAGUGA
Kluyveromyces lactis is the source of this 888-nucleotide messenger RNA. It is a transcript of the gene CDC28, whose product is annotated as cyclin-dependent serine/threonine-protein kinase CDC28. The transcript has a single exon. Gene Ontology annotation, cellular component: nucleus; cyclin-dependent protein kinase holoenzyme complex; cytoplasm. Gene Ontology annotation, biological process: regulation of G2/M transition of mitotic cell cycle; protein phosphorylation; G1/S transition of mitotic cell cycle. Bases 1 to 888 code for a protein of 295 amino acids. NCBI's taxonomy places the organism in Eukaryota, Fungi, Ascomycota, Saccharomycetes, Saccharomycetales, Saccharomycetaceae. Gene Ontology annotation, molecular function: cyclin binding; ATP binding; cyclin-dependent protein serine/threonine kinase activity. The record is from RefSeq and is a predicted model, not a curated record.